Molecule: messenger RNA, 3338 nt
Organism: Heterocephalus glaber (naked mole-rat)
Lineage: Eukaryota; Metazoa; Chordata; Mammalia; Rodentia; Bathyergidae
Source: RefSeq, a predicted model, not a curated record
AAAGCAGAAAUUUCAGAGAAUUAUGUUGAGAAAUAUUUCACAUCCCAGUGGCCUUUAGUGAAGGCCACUAUUGAGUUAGGCUUCAGUCGGAUAACCAAACAACAAAACAACUAAAAUCACUUCUAGCUAUUGGAGCUAGCACUUACUGUAAUUAAAAUCGGGAUUGAACCCAGAGAUUGCACAGCCAAAUUCCCAGCCCUUCUUAUUUUGAAAGAGUCUCACCAAGUUGCCCAGGCAACAGCAGGGCUUAUUACUUCUCUUGUCUUGGUUGGAUGCACAAAUCUGUGUGCAGUGCUUUUUGCCCGUUGCCUAGACGAUCACAUUGGUUUCUCUGAGGAUGUCUGGUUCUCGUAAAGAGUUUGAUGUGAAACAGAUUUUGAAAAUCAGAUGGAGGUGGUUUGGCCAUCAAGCAUCAUCUUCUAAUUCUACAGUUGACAGCCAGCAGGGAGAAUUUUGGAAUCGAGGACAGACUGGAGCAAACGGUGGGAGAAAGUUUUUAGAUCCGUGUAGCCUGCAAUUGCCUUUGGCUUCAAUUGGUUACCGAAGGUCCAGCCAACUGGAUUUUCAGAAUUCACCUUCUUGGCCAAUGGCAUCCACCUCUGAAGUCCCUGCAUUUGAGUUUACAGCAGAAGAUUGUGGUGGUGCACAUUGGCUGGAUAGACCAGAAGUGGAUGAUGGCACUAGUGAAGAAGAAAAUGAAUCAGAUUCCAGUUCGUGCAGAACAUGGAAUUCUGAACUGUGGUGUUGGAAUGAUAAAAAAUAUAAACCAGUCCUCUGUAAUCAUUUGUGUAAUGGAGAGAGGGGAAUAUCUUUACAUAGGACAUCCAAUAGUAGUCAGACAUUAUCAUCCUGUCAUACUAUGGAGCCAUGUUCAUCCGAUGAAUUUUUUCAAGCCCUUAAUCAUGCUGAACAAACAUUUAAAAAAAUGGAAAACUAUUUGAGACACAAACAGUUAUGUGAUGUAAUUUUAGUUGCUGGUGAUCGGAGAAUUCCAGCUCACAGAUUGGUGCUCUCCUCUGUCUCAGAUUAUUUUGCUGCCAUGUUUACUAAUGAUGUCAGAGAGGCAAGACAGGAAGAAAUAAAAAUGGAAGGUGUAGAGCCAAACUCGUUAUGGUCCUUGAUUCAGUAUGCAUAUACAGGCCGCCUUGAAUUAAAAGAAGAUAAUAUUGAGUGCCUGUUAUCCACAGCCUGCCUCCUUCAGCUUUCGCAGGUUGUGGAGGCAUGCUGUAAGUUUUUAAUGAAACAGCUUCACCCAUCCAACUGUCUUGGAAUCCGUUCUUUUGCUGAUGCCCAAGGUUGUACAGAUUUGCAUAAAGUGGCUCACAAUUAUACUAUGGAACAUUUCAUGGAAGUAAUCAGAAACCAGGAAUUUGUAUUAUUACCAGCCAGUGAAAUUGCAAAGCUCCUGGCCAGUGAUGACAUGAACAUUCCUAAUGAGGAGACAAUAUUGAAUGCACUUCUCACUUGGGUCCGUCACGAUUUAGAGCAGAGACGGAAAGAUCUCAGUAAACUUUUAGCUUAUAUUAGGCUACCUCUUCUUGCACCACAGUUCCUGGCAGAUAUGGAAAAUAAUACACUUUUUCGGGAUGACAUAGAAUGUCAGAAACUCAUUAUGGAAGCAAUGAAGUAUCAUUUAUUACCAGAGAGACGACCCAUGUUACAAAGUCCUCGGACAAAACCUAGAAAGUCAACUGUUGGUACAUUAUUUGCAGUUGGAGGAAUGGAUUCAACAAAAGGCGCAACAAGCAUUGAAAAGUAUGAUCUCCGUACAAAUAUGUGGACUCCUGUGGCAACUAUGAAUGGGAGGAGGCUACAGUUUGGAGUUGCGGUGUUAGAUGACAAACUGUUUGUGGUUGGAGGGAGAGAUGGACUGAAGACUUUAAAUACUGUAGAAUGCUACAAUCCCAAAACAAAAACUUGGAGUGUGAUGCCACCUAUGUCCACACAUAGACAUGGCCUUGGUGUGGCUGUGCUGGAAGGCCCCAUGUAUGCAGUCGGAGGGCACGAUGGCUGGAGCUAUCUGAACACGGUGGAAAGAUGGGACCCACAGGCUCGCCAGUGGAAUUUUGUUGCCACUAUGUCCACGCCCAGGAGCACAGUAGGUGUGGCAGUACUCAGUGGAAAACUUUAUGCAGUUGGUGGUCGUGAUGGAAGCUCUUGUCUCAAAUCAGUAGAAUGCUUUGAUCCUCAUACUAAUAAAUGGACACUGUGUGCACAGAUGUCAAAAAGGAGAGGUGGUGUCGGAGUAACAACUUGGAAUGGUCUGCUGUAUGCUAUUGGAGGACAUGAUGCCCCUGCAUCCAACUUGACUUCCAGACUCUCAGACUGUGUGGAGAGAUAUGAUCCCAAAACAGAUAUGUGGACUGCAGUGGCAUCUAUGAGCAUCAGCAGAGAUGCAGUGGGAGUCUGUUUACUUGGUGAUAAAUUGUAUGCCGUUGGAGGGUACGAUGGACAGACUUAUCUUAAUACAGUGGAGGCUUAUGAUCCCCAGACAAACGAGUGGACCCAGGUUGCUCCACUGUGCCUAGGAAGAGCUGGAACUUGUGUUGUGACUGUAAAAUUAUAAUUUUACAUUUAUAUGCAUUGUUUUCUAAGUGAAGAUACCCUCAUUCUUUAUUAAUUUAGUACAGAUGUUCUACUAUCAGUGGAUAAAUUUUUAGCAGACAUGGCAUCCCACAUUCCUGGGCACAAAGUGCCUCAUCUUAAAGUGAAUAUGUUAAACCAAGGGAGGAAGGAGUAGAUGGACCAGGAUCAAAUACUUUCAUUCCUUAAUAAAUCAGGACUACAGCUGGUAAAUUGUGAACAUGUUUCUGAUAUAAAAUAUGAGGGCAAAUCCACUGGUCAAAACAUAAUCCAUUACUAACUAGGAAUUUAUUUUAUUCACAGUCAAGCACAUUUUACUCCCACUACCUACCCAGACUUAUUUUAUUACAGUGCAAACAUAUCAUAUAAAGCUUAAAAUACUGAUCUGUAAGUUUACUACACAUGAAUUGCAGUAAUUUUUGUUUAAUCACAAUCACUAUUUUAAUGAUAAUAAAGAUACACUAUUUAAUUUUUCAGAAAAAGCUAUAUUGCAUAUGCUUUGGUUGUGGAUUUUAUUUCUAAAAUUGGCUUAGUCCAGUAAAUGAAGAACACUAAAGCAUUAAAACAACAGUGACCAAAUAAACACUUGAUGUGAUCUUUGGGGCCUAUUUAAAUGUUCAUUCCAUUACAUCUAAGAAUCACCAAGAACUACAUGUAUACUAUUCAACUAAAAUUGAAACAUGAUGUUUUACAUUAAAUUUAAGAUUUGCAAAUUUAUGUAGAGAAAAUAAAUUUCAUUUAUUUUAUAAUGUUCA